Ziziphus jujuba (common jujube) is the source of this 1591-nucleotide messenger RNA. Its product is annotated as WAT1-related protein At1g21890. The record is from RefSeq and is a predicted model, not a curated record. The coding region runs from base 80 to 1216 and encodes 378 amino acids. The transcript has 7 exons. Gene Ontology annotation, cellular component: plasma membrane. NCBI's taxonomy places the organism in Eukaryota, Viridiplantae, Streptophyta, Magnoliopsida, Rosales, Rhamnaceae. Gene Ontology annotation, molecular function: transmembrane transporter activity.
GGCAGAAAAAGGAGUAAUAUUUGAGGUAGCUAAUAGAGUGGUGAUUGAGAGAGGUUAUAGAAAAUCUUUGGGAAGGAAAAUGGAAGACCCAAAAAGUCCAUGUGACAAGUUGAUUCAGGGAAUGAACAAAAUGAAACCUUACUUGGCUAUGGUCUCCCUGCAAUUUGGAUAUGCUGGGAUGUAUGUCAUCAGCUUAGUCUCCUUGAAUCAUGGCAUGAAUCACUAUGUACUCUCUGUGUACCGCCAUAUCAUUGCGGUUCUCGUCAUCGCUCCCUUUGCCUUCGUUCUAGAAAGGAAAAUAAGGCCAAAGAUGACUCUACCAAUCUUCCUGAGAAUAAUGCUGCUUGGUUUUCUAGAGCCAGUGUUUGCUCAGAAUUUAUACAAUGUGGGAAUGAAGUACACCUCAGCAACAUUUGCGUCAGCCACUGUUAAUAUCCUUCCUGCCAUUACCUUCAUAUUGGCUCUUAUUUUCAGGUUAGAAAGUGUCAACUUCAAGAACAUACACAGCGUAGCAAAGGUUAUUGGAACCACGGUGACCGUGGCAGGAGCAGUAGUGACAACUAUGUACAAAGGUCCGAGCCUGGACAUAUUCCAAUUCCAUGGACAAGGACGACAACUCCACCACACCACCACCACCACCUCCUCCGACGAGCACUGGGUCACCGGCACCUUAAUGCUCCUUGCCAGAUGCGGCGGUUGGUCCAGCUUCUUUGUUUUGCAGUCAUUUACAUUGAAGAAAUAUCCGGCGGAGCUUUCUCUAACAGCGUGGAUAUGCUUCAUGGGUGCAUUGGAAGGUGCAGUUGUCACACUUGUCAUGGAACGUGACACCGGAGUCUGGGCCAUAGGCUUGGACUCGAGGCUUCUCGCCGCUGCUUACUCUGGUGUGGUUUGUUCUGGAAUAGCAUAUUAUAUGCAAGGCAAGGUGAUGAAGGAGAGAGGUCCAGUUUUUGUUACCGCUUUCAGUCCUCUAUGCAUGAUCAUCACGGCGGCGCUCGGUGCCAUAGUUUUAGCCGAGCAAGUCCACCUUGGAAGCCUGAUUGGAGCCAUUAUCAUAGUGUUUGGUCUUUAUUCUCUGGUGUGGGGCAAAAGCAAAGAUCCAAAAGGUUUGGCAGCCUCGGAGGAUCCACUUGAUGAGACAACUAGUAGUGUGAGUCUGGAAUUGCCUGUCACAAUCACUAGUAGUACUAAAUCAUCCACCAAAAUUACUGAAUGCUGACCAUCAUAUCAACUGGGCCUAAUGAAGAUGUGUGUACCAUGGAUACUCCUAUGCCUCAGGAGUAAUGAAACAUAUUCCACUCAUGAACAAAGAUUUUAGUGGAGGUUUUAUCAUUAAAUUCCAAAGGGCUUGGGAAAAGUUUUAUGCACAUACCUUGAUAGUGGCUAUUAAGUAACUUUCUUUUAAGAGUUUUUCUUUUUGUUUCCUUUUCUUUCUUUUUAUGUAGCUUUGAGAAUUCGGAGGGGUAAAGUAUUUUACCGCUUGUGUGCGUCCUUCUUGAAAAAAGUUGAGAUGUUCGUCUCGGUUGGUUUACUGUUUACCAUUGUCAUACUGAAAUGGAAUUCAACCACUUCAAUUUUCUCUUUGUUUACUCCA